CUAAGAUAUGCCAUUGUUCUAUCUUCGAAUUCAAAGCAAAUUUAUUGUUUCCCCGAAAAAAUACAAGUAGAUUUUUCUACAUCUGUAUCUGUGACCGCACUGUGAGGCGUCGCUAUCUUUAUGUUUAAUGUUUAUGCACCUUUUUGCAGAAUUAUCUUAUUUUGUAAAUACACUAUUGAAUUGUGCGAAUUAUGGCUGAAGAGUGAAGAACUGAAGUGUGUAGAGUUAUGCUGUUCUUGAAAAAACUAGUGGAUUUUUCAUUUUUGUAAAGAAUAAGAUGCUAUAAGCUGUAGAGAUUUUUCUCUUUUUACCUUUUUUGCAAAACGCAAAGACGGAUAGAAGGUUAAAACUGCGUGGAAUUCAUAGGCAAACUCAAUUCCCAUAUCUCAAGGCUUUGUUUUCAAGAAAAUACCCCUCAUUUUUUUGGUUUCACUUCAUCCCAUGUUUGUGAGCAUUUUGGGUAAGAAAUCUGCUCCGUUUGGAUCAAGACAGCACCUUUAUCAUCCGGGCCUUUUGUUUUUCUGCCUAAAGCUGGUGGAUUUAUUGGAGAUUCAGUGAGUAGUUUCGGAAUCUAGAAGUGGGAAAUCUUUGUUUGUAUGAGCAUUGUGUGUGGAGUGUGUGAAUUGCGGUGAGAUCACUUAUUCUAUGAAGGGAAUGAGAAUUAUGCAGAGGUGAAAUUAGUGGAGUAUGGAAAGAGGAAAGUUCCUGCUUUGGCAAGUGGGAUUGCUGGUUUUGACCUUAAUUGAGGCUUCUCAUUCAACUCUAUCUCCUUCUGGUGUAAAUUAUGAAGUUGUUGCUCUGAUCGCAAUAAAGAAUGACUUACACGAUCCUUUCAAUGUGCUGGAAAAUUGGGAUGCUAAUUCUGUUGAUCCCUGUAGCUGGAGAAUGGUUACUUGUGGCCUAGAUGGUUAUGUCUCUGCUCUAGGACUAUCUAGCCUUGGCUUAUCUGGAACUCUGUCGCCCCGGAUAGCGAACCUCACUAACUUGCAAUCUGUGUUACUGCAAAACAAUGGAAUCACUGGUACUAUUCCAGCCGCUGUUGGGAAGUUAGAAAAGCUUCAAGCACUCGACCUCUCUGUUAACAGGCUAUCUGGUGAAAUUCCCAGUUCUCUGGGGGAUCUGAAGAACUUGAACUAUCUGCGGAUUAACAAUAACAGCCUUACUGGACCUAUUCCCGACUCUCUGACCAAAGUCGAGAGUCUCACUCUCGUAGACAUUUCCUUCAAUAAUUUCAGUGGCUCGUUGCCUAAAAUUCAUGCUAGAACGUUUAAAAUGGUCGGGAACCCUCUAAUUUGUGGACUGAAUUCUCGAAACAAUUGUUCUGUUGUCUAUCCAGAGCCGUUGUCCUUCCCACCAGAUGCUGUUAAAGGUCAAUCAGACUCUGGAACAAAACAUCAUGUUGCAGUUGCUUUUGGAGCAAGCUUUGGUGGUUCCUUUUUCAUCAUUGUUGUUGUUGGCUUGCUGUUUUGGUGGCGAUACAGGCGACAUCAACAGAUAUUUUUUGAUAUUAACGAGCAAUAUGACCCCGAGGUACGCCUAGGGCAUUUGAGAAGGUAUACUUUCAAGGAGCUUCGAGACGCAACUGAUCAUUUCAAUGUGAAGAAUAUACUAGGGAAGGGAGGAUUCGGUGUUGUAUACAAGGGUCGCUUGAACAACGGGACUGUAGUGGCUGUGAAAAGGAUAAAGGAUUACAAUGCUGUUGGUGGAGAGAUACAGUUCCAGACAGAGGUAGAGUUGAUCAGUUUGGCUGUUCACAGAAAUCUCCUCCGACUCUGGGGGUUCUGCUCAACUGAAAGCGAGCGACUCCUAAUCUAUCCGUACAUGCCAAAUGGCAGUGUGGCAUCGAGACUGAAAGACCAUGUCCAUGGGAAGCCAGUACUGGACUGGUCAAGGCGGAAGAGGAUAGCGCUGGGCACUGCACGGGGUCUGGUGUAUCUGCACGAGCAGUGUGACCCCAGAGUCAUCCAUCGCGACGUCAAAGCAGCCAACAUUCUGCUGGAUGAAGACUUUGAGGCAGUGGUUGGCGACUUUGGAUUGGCGAAGCUCCUGGACCACCGCGAUUCUCAUGUCACCACAGCUGUCCGUGGCACUGUUGGUCACAUAGCGCCCGAAUACCUCUCGACGGGCCAAUCAUCCGAGAAGACUGAUGUCUUCGGAUUCGGAAUCCUACUCCUGGAGCUGAUCACAGGACAAAAAGCUGUCAACUUUGGGCGGGGAAAUAACCAGAAAGGGGUGAUACUAGACUGGGUAAAGAAGGUCCACCAAGAAGGGAAGCUGAGGCUUAUGGCAGACAAAGACCUGAAGAGAGAGUAUGAUGAAACAGAGCUUAAGGAAAUGGUUGAGGUGGCAUUGCUGUGCACGCAGUUCAAUCCGUUGCAUCGGCCUAAAAUGUCAGAGGUUUUGAGAAUGCUGGAAGGCGAUGGCCUAGCAGAGAAGUGGGAGGAGCAAUCACAGAACAACGAGCCCCCUAGAUACCGAUCAUUUGAACAUCCCGUUCAAAGAUACUCGGAAUUGAUAGACGAAUCAUCCCUUGUAGUUGAGGCUAUGGAGCUAUCCGGGCCAAGGUAGUAUCUUUCCAUAAUGUUAGUUUAUGUAUCGAUUAUUAAGCUAAAAGAUUUGAAAAUUUACCAUUCGUUGCUGUCUAUAGUGUUUGUUUGGAACUAUUUGUGUGUCUGAAAUCACCUGUAUAAAAGAAAGAAAGAAAGAAAGAAUCAUGUACAUUUGAGUUGUUUGGUGGAAGUAUUAGAUUCAUUACA
This is a messenger RNA of Salvia hispanica, 2756 nucleotides long. RefSeq names its product protein CLAVATA3 INSENSITIVE RECEPTOR KINASE 1-like. Gene Ontology annotation, biological process: protein phosphorylation. The record is from RefSeq and is a predicted model, not a curated record. Gene Ontology annotation, molecular function: ATP binding; protein kinase activity; protein binding. Lineage: Eukaryota; Viridiplantae; Streptophyta; Magnoliopsida; Lamiales; Lamiaceae.